CGAAAACACCCGAGUGCGAAGCAGCCACUUUCCGGAAUAUCCGGGUGCUGUGGCUUCAACAUAAACAGCAAUGGCGGAGGCAGCGGCGGCGUCAACAGCGGCUCCAGCAGUUAUCGGAGGCUGGACCAAGCACGUAACCUGCAGGUAUUUCAUGCACGGGCUUUGCAAAGAGGGCGACAACUGUCGGUAUUUACACGACCUCACCAGCUGCAAGCCAACCAUGGUCUGCAAGUUCUUCCAAAAAGGAUGCUGUGCUUUUGGGGACCGUUGUAGGUAUGAACAUACCAAGCCUGCAAAGCAAGACGAAGCCCCUAGUUCUAAGCCGUCGGUGCCGCUGUCCGCUGCUCCCCUUGCUGGCACUCCCGAUCCGGCGUCUGAUGGGCCGGAGGGCACGACCGGCACCCAGGAGAAGCCCCAUAGCUCAGGGGCAGUGGACUGGGUCAAUGCUGCCGAGUUUGUGCCAGGGCAGCCCUACUGCGGGAGGGCUGAGGGGUCUGGCCCUCUCAUCGAAGAAGAGUAUGAGAAAGACCAAACUAACAAAGAACUGAAGAAACAACUUUGCCCGUAUGCCGCAGUCGGUGAGUGUCGCUACGGUCUUAACUGCGCGUAUCUUCAUGGUGACGUUUGCGACAUGUGCGGCCUACAGGUGCUCCACCCAUCUGACUCCUCUCAGCGCUCACAACACAUCAGGGCCUGCAUUGAAGCUCACGAGAAGGACAUGGAGAUCUCGUUUGCCAUCCAGCGCAGUAAGGACAUGAUGUGUGGCGUGUGCAUGGAGGUGGUGUUCGAGAAAACCAACCCGAGCGAACGCCGCUUCGGCAUCCUGUCCAACUGCAGCCACUGUUACUGCCUGAAGUGCAUCAGGAAAUGGAGGAGCGCCAAACAGUUUGAGAGCAAAAUCAUAAAGUCCUGCCCAGAGUGUCGAAUCACAUCCAACUUUGUCAUACCAAGCGAAUACUGGGUAGAGGACAAGGAGGAGAAGCAGCAACUCAUUAAGAAGUACAAGGAUGGCAUGGGGACUAAACCAUGCCGAUAUUUUGAUGAAGGCCGCGGGACCUGUCCAUUUGGAGCCAAUUGCUUUUACAAGCACGCGUUUCCCGAUGGCCGUCUGGAGGAGCCUCAACCCCAGAGGAGACAAACCGGCUCUAACGGAAGAAACCGGAACUCCAGGCGAACGCCGCUGUGGGAUCUUUUCGACGAGCGGGAGAACAGCGACUCCUUCGACAACGAGGACGAGGAGAUGGUGACGUUCGAGCUCAGCGAGAUGCUCCUCAUGCUCCUGGCGGCCGGCACCGACGACGAAGCCACCGACUCCGAAGAUGAGUGGGAUAUGUUCCACGAAGAGCUGGACGAUUACUACGAGCUUUACCUAUAGCAUCCUUCCCGAAGUCUCUCCUAGAUUAACCCCGUGCCCUCUUUACUCUUUCUAUCCCUGUUAGAAACUAGACAGGACUCUGAUGGGCAGUAGUGUCUUUUCCCCCCGUGUUGUGGCAGUGCCUUUCAGCAGGCCGUUAAAAAACGACAAAUUCAUUAUAAAGUCGAUAAAUGAAUAUAAAAACACAAGUCAAAAGACAUGCAGAUAGCUCUUCUUUUCUAGAAAGCCUUCUCCAUCCUGUAAGACCACGUCCAUGUCUGGUUAACGUACAAGAAAAAGUAUAAAGAGCAAAACAAAAGUAAUUUAAAAAAAGGACACUAAGUUAUAUAUAAAUAUAUAUAUGAUCAGAAAGAUAUAGCUAAUAAACCUUACGCUUACUAAGUGUGGGUUUCACAUCUUUAUCAUUGACUGUGAGGAUACAGCAACUGUGUUUGGCUUCACUAACUGGUGGCUGUUAAUGUUUCUGAUAUUUUAAAAAUAUCUCUCUUCUCAUGCACUGAUUUUGACUGGGUGGUGGUGGUGGUGGUGAGCUUCUGUGAUGUCACAACGCACUCGAAAACGUUCACGCGGGCGACUCGUAACAUUGAACAUUUACCCUUAAUGUAUCGCCCUUAUCCACCGAGUUGUUUUGUACCCAUUUAGCCGUACCUGAUUAGCUGUGGUAAUCGAUGGACAGUCCCACCCAAGAACUGAGUGCACCAAUACUACCCGAAAGCAAACUUGAAUGCAUUCAUGAAGCUGAAUGUUUCGUCAGUUUAACUGUCUAUUAAUUGUAAAGAAACCUGUUUCGCUUCAGUGAGUAUUGCAUAUUAAGCUCAUUUGGCAGUAGUCAAACCACAAACACCCAAUUGUUAUUCGGUUCUUGUCGAACUUGGUCGAUAUGCAUAUGUUUAUACAGAAAUGUGCUUGUUUUCUAUGGUUCAGAACCAUCCAAUGUAACUUGAAAUUAAAGUUUAUUAUCAAAUGAG
Paramisgurnus dabryanus is the source of this 2343-nucleotide messenger RNA. RefSeq names its product makorin, ring finger protein, 1 (gene mkrn1). The record is from RefSeq and is a predicted model, not a curated record. NCBI's taxonomy places the organism in Eukaryota, Metazoa, Chordata, Actinopteri, Cypriniformes, Cobitidae. Gene Ontology annotation, molecular function: ubiquitin protein ligase activity; metal ion binding. Gene Ontology annotation, biological process: protein polyubiquitination.